This is a messenger RNA of Anarrhichthys ocellatus (wolf-eel), 3360 nucleotides long. RefSeq names its product calpain-1 catalytic subunit. NCBI's taxonomy places the organism in Eukaryota, Metazoa, Chordata, Actinopteri, Perciformes, Anarhichadidae. Gene Ontology annotation, biological process: proteolysis. The coding region runs from base 202 to 2295 and encodes 697 amino acids. Gene Ontology annotation, molecular function: calcium-dependent cysteine-type endopeptidase activity. Gene Ontology annotation, cellular component: cytoplasm. The transcript is spliced from 22 exons. The record is from RefSeq and is a predicted model, not a curated record.
CUCCACACUGUAGGCUACUAAGGUGUGGCGUGCUAUUUGUUGCCUCGGAUGGAGUUUCAUGAAGGAACAUCUCACACUGACAGCAGUAGCCUCAGUUGUUUGUAGGUAUUCUAUAAGAACUGGAGCAUCUUCUUUUAUACUUGCUCUUCCACCGAUAUUCGAAACGUCCUCUUUCCUGCUGGAGAGAGUUCAAAGACUGCAAUGGCUCCACCGGGUGUGUGUAUGAACAUUAUUAAUGCCCGUAACGUAAAAGAUGGCCAUGGGACCUUUGCCAACCCUGAGCGGUUUCUCAACCAAGACUUUGAGCAGCUGAAACAGUACUGUCUCAUCCAACGGGUGAGGUACAUCGACGACAUGUUCCCCCCUGACAGAAGGUCCAUCGGCGAAGGGGUACUGAGUCCUUCUGACCUGCAGCGAGUGGUGUGGCUGAGACCAUCAAAAAUGGUUCAAAAUCCAUCUUUUGAAGUCGCCGGGAUCUCCAGGUUUGACUUUGGUCAAGGCAGGGUUGGAAACUGCUGGAUUCUCGCGUCUAUCGGCGCUCUGACGUUCCAGAAUUUCAUCCUUCAGCAAGUUGUUCCUCUUGACCAAAAAUUUGAUCAGGAAUACUGCGGUCUGUUCCACUUCAGGUUCUGGAGAUUUGGAAGAUGGGUGGAUGUUGUCAUCGAUGAUAAGCUACCAACAAUUGAUGGCAGACUAAUCUUCGUUCAGUCCAAAGACCCAACUGAGUUCUGGCCUGCUUUGCUGGAGAAAGCCUACGCCAAAGUGUGUGGUUCCUACUCGGACAUGAGUGCUGGAACCCCUGCCGAGGCUUUGGUGGACUUCACCGGUGGUGUUCAUAUUUGUAUUGAACUGCAAGACCCUCCCAAAGACCUUUGGGAACUGAUGUGUAGAGCUGGCCAAUCCAAGUCACUGAUGGGCUGUGGUACGCCGCAGGGGGAGACAUCUGACAACACUGUGUUACCAAAUGGAUUGGUCCAAGGCCAUGCCUACACUGUCACCGGUGUGAAGCAGAUUGUGAGCCAAGAGCGAGUGACAAACCUGGUACGUUUGUGGAACCCCUGGGGCACAGGAGAGUGGAAAGGAGACUGGAGUGAUCGGUCCCCUUUGUGGCAAACUGUGAGUCGUGAAGAUCGUGAGAUGUGCCUUUCAGUGGCUGAUGAAGGGGAGUUUUGGAUGACCCUGCAGGACUUCUGUAAGUUCUACUCAGAUCUUGACAUCUGCUGCCUGUGUCCCGACUUCCUUGAUGAAAGCUCUUCAUGCCAUUGGAAGACCGCCUUUUAUGAAGGCCGAUGGGUUGCAGGAACAACUGCUGGAGGAUGCAUGAAUAACUUUGACAGUUUCUGGUCUAAUCCACAGUAUCGUGUCAAGAUUGAUGAAUUACUCGGUGACUGUUCUGAGAAACAGGGCGAGAAAAACAUGCUGGUGUCUCUCAUGCAAAAGCCUGACAAGAGAAACAGACGCCUAGUCCAAAAUCUCCACAUUGGAUUCUCUGUAUUUGAGGUGACUGAAGAAUACAAGGCAAGGAGGGGGAAGUUCCCAGCCUCUUUCUUCCGCAGCAACCCACCUGUUGCCCAAACUAAAACCUACAUGAAUGGGCGCGAGGUGAUGGAGUUCCUCCAGCUGAAGCCUGGCGAAUACCUGAUCGUGCCUUCCACCUUCAAUCCCAAUGAGACGGCUUCCUUCCUCGUGACCAUCGUCUCCAAGGCAGAGACCCACGUCCAUGAGAAUUCUGGUGGCCAUGACCAUAACGAUGCAGAAGAGCCCAUGCGAAUUGAGAAUGGAGACAGCGACGAAACAAAGAAAAACUUGUUCCGUCAGUACUCUGACAAGUACGGAGAAGUGGAUGCUGAGCAGCUCCAGAAGCUUCUAAAUGAACGCAUCCUGAAAGGAGACUUGAAAUCUGGAGGCUUCAGCAUUGAUGCCUGUCGCAGCAUGGUUGCUCUGAUGGAUACGUCAAUCACCGGCAAACUGAAUGAUCAGGAAUUUGUUCGUCUGUGGAAGAAGGUCGUCAUGUACAAGGACAUUUUCUUCCGUUCUGAUGUAUCACAAACAGGAACACUGUCACUGAGCGAGCUGAGGAACGCAAUCAUGGCUUCAGGAAAGAGGAUCAACGAUGACAUUCUGAAUAUGAUGGCUCUGCGCUAUGGUGCCUCCUCUGGACACAUAACACUGGAGAGCUUCAUCAGUCUAGUCCUUCGCUUUGACUGCAUGAACCAAAUCUUCAGCCAGUUGUCUAAUGGAAUGAAAUUGACUCUUCUCGAACACGAGUGGCUGUACCUUUCGAUGUACACCUAACCUGACGGAGAAGAUGAACUGCAGGAUUCAUUUGGAAUUACAGCAGCAGAUGAUGUGAAAUAAAAUGAAUACACAAGGUGUUCUUCUGCAAAUGAGCUUUUACGUGGUAUGAAACAAAAGGGUCUGCUAAUGUUAGUGGUAUAACAAAAACUGUGUCUUCAUAUACUCUUCCCACUUUGUAUUGCAAUGGCUGCACAGCAAUUUCCCCUGGGAUAAAGUUUUAUUUGAUCUUAUCAUCCCAACCUGCGAGAGGCAUCAAUGUGCCCCAAGGCAUCCAGUGUACCGAUAUCCAAAAGAAGAAGAACUACUGUUUGCCAGAAAUCCAAUCGGUGAUGACGAAACAUUUACCAAUGCCUACAUUUUCCGAUUUGAGUCUGACCUUAAUGUUGUUGCUGUUGUUGCGUCUGCUGUUGUGUUUUCUAACAGCCAAGCAGACACAGCCUACUGAUGUUUGUAUCAUGAACUCACAAUGGCAACUUUGCUUACCUAUUACGACAGUGCAGAGGCCAGAAAUAAGCAUAGCAUUGAAUACAAUAAAACACAGCAGUUUAGGACCAUAUCUCAUGAGUGCCUUGUUACAUUUGGUACAAAUGCUGUUAAGAACUGAAAUUACAUUUUUCAUUUCGAAUUGAAUACAGAUUGAAAGCACAAAAACACGAUGGGAUCAUGAACACAAAAAACGUAUCAAAUAUAAAAAUGAAAACAACCUAUUCCACCUUUUUAAGAGCUAAUUUUAAUCUCUCUGAUGUAGUUCAUUUGUGUGGGUUACUGUGUUACUGUGAAGUGGGUUUUUUUUCCUCUUUUUGCCAUGUUAACAUCAGUUUGAAUCGAUUGCCAUAUGAUAUUUGUUACAUAAAUUCAUGGUGCCCAGAGGAUACUGUCCUUUUCUCGAGGGCCAUCAGGAGGUUGAAUGUUGUGUUAUGUCCCAACAACUAUUGGAUCGAUUGCCAUAAAAUUCACACAUGCAUCUUCCCCUCAGGAUGAAUUGUAGUCACUUUGCUGAGCCCACAACUUUCCAUCUGGCCUUGUGAUCGUGUAAAAUGUGUCAUCCAAUAAAAUAAAUAA